Rhincodon typus (whale shark) is the source of this 712-nucleotide messenger RNA. Its product is annotated as rho-related GTP-binding protein RhoG-like. Lineage: Eukaryota; Metazoa; Chordata; Chondrichthyes; Orectolobiformes; Rhincodontidae. Gene Ontology annotation, cellular component: cytoskeleton; plasma membrane; cytoplasmic vesicle. Gene Ontology annotation, biological process: cortical cytoskeleton organization; actin filament organization; regulation of actin cytoskeleton organization. The record is from RefSeq and is a predicted model, not a curated record. Bases 15 to 593 code for a protein of 192 amino acids. Gene Ontology annotation, molecular function: GTP binding; GTPase activity; protein kinase binding. The transcript has a single exon.
AGCGAGUGUGGACAAUGGUGACCAUCAAAGUGAUGUUGCUAGGCAACGAGCUGGUGGGCAAGACCUCGCUGAUAGUGUGCCUCACCAGCGGAGCCUUCCUCCGGGACAGUGUGCCAACCAUCUUCGAUGCAGUCACGACCCAGAUCACUGUGGACCAGCGGAUGGUGACUCUGAACUUGUGGGACACGGCACCCCAAGAGGAACAUCUUUUGUCCAUCCGCCAAUUCUACUAUCCCCAGACUGACAUCUUCAUCAUCUGCUUCUCCAUUGGUGACCCGGGCUCCUUCCACGAUAUCUGGAAUGACUGGUAUCCAGAGGUUAAACGCCAUCAGCCCAACGUGCCAGUGCUGUUGGUUGGCACUAAGAAGGAUCUCCGUCAUGACCCCAGCACCAUCCUGAACCUGCUCAAACGUGAACUGGCACCGGUCAGUUACCAACAAGGAGCGAGGCUCGCCCGUAAGAUAAAAGCGGUGAAGUACAUGGAGUGCUCGGCACUGCUGGGUGAGGGCGUAAUCGAGGUGUUUGAGGAGGCAGCAAGGACUAUCCUCCAUCAGGGCCGUGGGAAGCAGACCAGGAGCUGUGUGCUGACCUAACAGAGACACGGCAGGCCUGAGAGCUACCAGCUCCACUGUAUGACACCUCUCCUUCACUGUCUCUCCAAAUCUCCCUCUCUCAUUCUCACUCUCUCACUCACUUUCCCUCUCUCUCUCAC